Messenger RNA from Thunnus maccoyii (southern bluefin tuna), 3694 nucleotides. Its product is annotated as serine/threonine-protein kinase/endoribonuclease IRE1-like. Gene Ontology annotation, molecular function: ATP binding; protein serine/threonine kinase activity; RNA endonuclease activity. The transcript has 7 exons. Bases 550 to 3330 code for a protein of 926 amino acids. Gene Ontology annotation, cellular component: IRE1-TRAF2-ASK1 complex. The record is from RefSeq and is a predicted model, not a curated record. Gene Ontology annotation, biological process: intrinsic apoptotic signaling pathway in response to endoplasmic reticulum stress; IRE1-mediated unfolded protein response; mRNA processing. Lineage: Eukaryota; Metazoa; Chordata; Actinopteri; Scombriformes; Scombridae.
AAUUACAUCUUGAACAUGAAGCAAUCAGUUUUACCAAAAUAAACAAUACAAGAAUAACUAUAGGAUAUAAGUAAAAAGAAAAAAGUCCCAGUGUUUCAUCAAAUUAAAGUCAAUGAUGGAGGAAAAGACAGAACUCAGACAAAGUCUUUAAAGUGCAUUACUGAAUGAGUAUAAUUUUACAUUUGCCAAAGAAUUUGAACAUGAAUCAUUUUUGUGUAAUAAUUCAUAUGCUGUGAAAAAUGCGCGUAAAAUCCACGGUUGGCAGAUUUAGAUCCUGUAGUAACAACGUGCUUUGUUCAAGUGACGAUGCCGUAACUACCUGUCCAAGAUGGUGGAUCCGUUCGCGCAUGUGCGACUCAAACGGCGGUUGACUCAAAUCCGGCUUUACUUUCUAGCGGCAGCGAGAAGUGGAGACGCAUAAUAGAAAUAGAGAGUGUCAGAGUGGCAAACAGCGAAAGAACAAGGACAACAUGUUGACUUUUGAUAGACGGAUAUAAUUCAUACUUACAGCGAACACCCCACUUCGACAUUUUACUCUGGAGCAAAGAAAUGAAUAUCAUCACACAGUUUCAUGUGACAGUCGCCCCCAUCACAGAAACACAUCCUGUGAUACAGUGUAUAAUUAACAACAACUAUGAGACUCUCAAGAAAUUACUUAAGGACAAAAACAUAAAUGAACGUUACCCAUGCAGAGAAUGCAAUGAUUAUAUAACCCCACUGAUAGCUGCUGUUGUAAAUCACAAGGAGGAUAUUUGUACUUUCCUUCUGCGUCAGGGUGCCGACCCAAAUAUUGCCUCCCAAAUUGGCGUGACACCUUUGCAUUAUGUCUCACUAACCAAAGCCCCUAUUGUGUUUGAGAGGAAACUGCUUGCCGCAAAAGCUGAUCCAAAUGGACAGGAAAUGCAGCUAUUGCGAUUCACACCACUGCAGACCGCCGCCAUUUAUGACAGGGAGGAUGUCUUUAAAGACCUCGUCUCUGCUGGCGCACAGGUAACACUGUUACCUAUAACUGAUCCUGAACAUAUGAUUCACAAUAAGAAAAUAUGUCAGAAGAUUCACAACCUUGCAUCAAAAGGAGAUAAAUUAUGCUCAAAAAUCACAUAUUUUUUGGAUAUGGAAGUUGCUGUGCGUGAGAAAACACCUGAAGAAGUGUUCAAAACCUUUGACAGUCACAUGCUGCGUGAGGAUCCUCAGAGCCAUCUGAUCAUGAUUGAAAUACUCUUUAAUGUUACUGGGCCUGAUGCAGAAAAAUACAGCCAGGGAAGUAUUAAAUGGCUGAAGGACACUGGAAAUUUGAAUUCCUACAUUACAGGUGCAGUCAGUCGCUUUCCAAACAUUCCUAACACAAGUGUAAACAGGGCUAUUAAUAGUUUACGUGCAGUGUUCUGUACAGUGGAAGAGAUACCAAAUGAGCAAGCACUGGCUAUAAUCCCCCAACUACUGGAACAGCUUUGCUCAAAGGGGAGACCUGAUAUAUGGGAAGCUGUUCUGCAAGCACUAUAUGUGAUAACACAGAAAACAAAAGGCACAAAUGGCUGGGAUCCCAACUUUAUUGAAAAGUUAUGCAAAACUGUUGCUCCUUUUGGAAAGGACCAACUCUCCUCUGACGUGAAAGUUUACACAUACGGUGUAUUUGCAAACUUGCUUUCAGUUGAACAUGCGGCUAAACUCUUCUCAUCAGUGGGGAUAACAUCAGUGCCCGAGGGUGUACUUACAUCUGCAGAUAUGAAAAUGAACGACAAGCUGAAAGAAGUGCUCAGACGAUUGAAAGAUCAUUUCAGUAAACCAAAUUCGGAAUAUGAAGACUGUACACUGUUACCUGAAUCCAGCAAGAAGAAGAAAAAGAAGAAGAAAAAGAAGAAGAAAAAGAGGAAAAAGACAGAAAAGCAAGAAGAGCCAAAUGAUGAAGUUUGCUCUGCUGCAACUGAACCAACAGGAGUUCCUGUUGUGGAAACAACUUCAAAUGUUAAGCCGUUCCACUUCAACUCCACUAAUUCAACAACAACAGGCAAAUGGCUACAAAUCAGCAAGAGGUGGAGAGAAAAACUAGAGAAGCUUUCUAGCACUGACGAAAGUAAAGUCACCAGAAUCGGAAGCAUUAUUUAUGUGAAUGAUGCAGAAUUCCGUAUUGCAAAGGGAAGUGAUGGUACCGAAGUCUUCUUGGGGCUGAGAAAUGAUGGCACUGAAGUUGCUAUUAAGAGGAUGUCUAAAUGCAACUAUCAAGUGCUGAAGAAUGAAGAAGGAAUACUGCGACUUCCAGAGCUAGAUCAUCCAUCUAUCGUACGAUACAUUGAUGCUGCAGAGGAUGAGAACUUUGGAUAUCUUGGUCUUCAACUUUGUGAAUACACCCUGGAAGAAUAUAUCAGAAAUAAUGAUGGCAGUCUGCUGAUAAAGAAACUGGUCUAUCAGGUCCUCGACAGUUUAAGGGUGCUUCAUUGUAAAAAUCCUCAAAUUCUCCACCGGGAUCUUAAACCACAGAACGUUUUGAUUGAUGUUAACGGGAGGGCAAGACUAGCUGACUUUGGCAUAAGUAGACGGUUACCUAAAGGCCAAACAACUUUGCGCACUGGCAGUGCAGGAACAAAAUGCUGGAUGGCCAAAGAGACUUUGGAAGAAGAGGCUGACAUACCAUACAAGUCAAGCACAGACAUACAGGUGGCAGGGAUGCUGAUUUAUUAUAUUCUCUCUGGAGGACACCAUCCUUUUGGUGACAAAGCCUGUAAAUGUGAGUCUAACAUUUACGAUGGGAUGUACAAUUUGGACCAUGUUCAAGAUGUGGUCGCAAAGGAUCUCAUCGAGUGGAUGAUCAAUGAGGAACCGAGGAACAGACCUAAAGUGGAAGAAUGCCUGAGUCAUCCCUUCUUCUGGACCAGUGAAAAGAGAGUAGAAUACCUAAGAAGGAUUGGUAACAGGGAGGAGGUGGCAAACUGUCGAAAUGCUGACCAGGAAAUGAUUUGUUCCAUGGAAAAAUGUGCUGGGGAUGGAUCCUUCAAACUGUGGAAAAAUAAGUUUCCACCAGAGUUGGCCCAGAAGAUGGAUGGCAAGAACAAAGCCUACCCUGAAAACACGUUGGGACUACUGCGCUUCAUACGCAACCUCCAUGAGCACUAUGCCGAGGAUGCAGCCAAACUUGACCUAAUGAAGAUGUUUCCUGAUCUCUUCGGAUGUGUUUACAAGUUUGCCAAGACCCAAGGAUGGAAUUCAGAGAUCCCCCUUAGGGAGAUGUUUCAAAGAGGAGACAUUUCCACCAGCUUUGAAAUGCUGUCCAUAAACCCAGAGGAGCAUCUUGGUGUCCCAGUUCAAGAGUCUCAGCCCAGUGACUUGAAGUAAAGUUGACUUCAAAAAAGAUUUCUGACUUAAUUACAAUAUCAAGAGUCCAAUAAGCAGUCAGAGGAAAACAUAUGAGUAGUUUUAUUGUAAUAGUUAUCGGCAUGUCCCAAUGCAAAGAUACAAGACUGCUAUAAAUCGUUAUUGCUAUACAAGGAAUGUUCAACAAGUCAUCAUUUUCCAAAGGUGAGAGUAAGUAACAGUAAAUUACAAGUAGUAGUCUAUGCUACAAAACUCAUGUACUUUAGUACAAUUUUGAAGGACUUAUUUAAACUGGUGUAUUUUUAUUGUAUGAGAUUUUAUUCUUUUUAAAAUGUAUGGGGGUGGCUUUCAUAUCCAGUUACUUUGCAGUUUAAAGGCUGAUGUA